AUGGAUCCCCAACAAUAUGCGGAAGCUGUUCACGACGAGGCUCCACCAGCUUAUGGAUAUCCGUACGGCUAUGAGCUUCCAGCAAUGCCGCUCCACGAACUUUCAGAUAGGCUUAUGCUUGCUCCAGAGCUUGAAGGAGACGAUGUCUUCGCUGAGCUGGAAGUUCUCAUGGAGCGAACCCAGGACCGCUCUCUCGAGUCUGACACGAGUCAAGCGUCGUUCUUAGAUCUGGAUGAGAUCGACGAGCGCGGUGCGACUCCCGUGGGACGCUCGCCCACAACUGCCGACGAGCCAAUGUUACUGUGGACUUUGAACACCCAGUACCAGUCUGUCUCAGUGCCCAGCAUGACCAGCGGACGGCAAUCUCGCAAGUCGUCGCCGUCGCCCGUAUCGCCUGUCACACCCAACGUCAACGGCAUUUGCUCCGCCCAGUUCUAUUCGGAUGCCAAUCGCCCCGCUAGCACCGUAUCGCCUCUUGAAAGUUUCCCACCCAACGAUUUCGAUUUGCCUAGGUCGUUUCGGAUGGACACAGACUGGGACCACGCUUCGUUUGAAGCGAAUCACGUGGAGUCUUUCCGAGGAAUCCCGCAGCAACCAGCAAAGGGUCUUGAUGGGCAACAAGAUGACCCAGCGGGAUCUUCGGUACCGUUUAGUUUUGCAAACCAUGAAUCGCAUGUUCCCGGUAUCCAGUCACCACCUGCACUAGGACAGUCUUUGCCGGAGUUGCGUUCGCAGUGGCAUGGCGCCACUGGUAUCCGCUACGGUACCUAUGAAUGCUCCGAUCAUCAGGGUUGGCGAUUUCGUGGCGGAUACGAUCAAGAUGUUGCUGAGGGUGGACACAUCAACUACCAGAAAUCAACAGCUAACCCACCGGAAUCCCCGCAAAUCGCCCAACCCUUCGGACGAAGCCAGGGGUCGUCGACCAACUUCGUUGAACUUGACGACCAUCAAUAUCCUCAGAUCUGCGAGCGGCUGGAACAAAGCGAAAUCGGUUUUCCGCUAGAGCACUGCAAAAAGUGCGAUAAGACGUUUAGUGGCAGGUAG
Alternaria infectoria is the source of this 1044-nucleotide messenger RNA. RefSeq lists its product as uncharacterized. The transcript has a single exon. The record is from RefSeq and is a predicted model, not a curated record. Bases 1 to 1044 code for a protein of 347 amino acids. Lineage: Eukaryota; Fungi; Ascomycota; Dothideomycetes; Pleosporales; Pleosporaceae.